This is a messenger RNA of Rubroshorea leprosula, 2328 nucleotides long. The record is from the annotation of a GenBank genome assembly. NCBI's taxonomy places the organism in Eukaryota, Viridiplantae, Streptophyta, Magnoliopsida, Malvales, Dipterocarpaceae.
AUACAAGUAGUAGACCCAGACCAAACCACAGGUCUCUUCUUCUUCUCCAAUAACCAAGCUCCUGUCUGCACCGCUUGGGGUUUUGAGAUUUUUUGUUCUUUGCCCCUCUCUGGUGUUUCCUAACCUUAAUCAAAAAAUGAAGCUAGACGAGGAGAUUUGGCCUGAUCGCGAAGAUGCAUUCCAGACGGACGACGAAGAAAACCGGGCCGAGAUGUCAUUUAAUGGCGACGAUGAUGACUCCGAUUCCGAUCACACCCCACCCUCGAGAGUCUCCUCCGAAUUAACCAAUUCCCCAUGGCCUCGGAGUUAUAGGGAAUCAAUGAACAUGUUCAGCUCGCCAACUUUUAGUUCUGUGAGGAUUCCCAGAUUGAGGGAAUCAGGCAAGCUCCCUUGUCAGCUUGAUGUUGAUCCUGAGUCGGCUUUCAGCAAACCCCUCAUAUCUGAAGGAAGUGUAGACUUCAUAGAAGAAAUGCCUACCUCUACAAUCCCCUUAAUUUCAGAUAUAGCUUCGCAGCCAGCAUUGUCUAUCUGUGAAUCACUGGCACCACAGCAGCAGUGUUCAUUUGCCCAAGCCGUACUUAAUGGAAUCAAUGUUCUUUUUGGCUUAGGACUCCUCACAACUCCAUAUGCAAUCAGAGAAGGAGGGUGGUUAAGCUUGAUACUGCUCUUCAUGUUCUUCAUUUCGUGUUGUUAUACUGGAAUUUUACUGAAAAGAUGUAUACAAAGCUCUCCUGGACUCCAAACCUAUCCUGAUAUUGGGCAGGCAGCUUUUGGGAAAAUUGGCCGUGUAAUAAUAUCUAUAACACUGUAUGUAGAACUAUAUGGCGCUUGUGUGGAGUACCUGAUAAUGAUGGGCGAUAACCUGUCCAUGAUGUUCCCAAAUGUCUACAUGUAUGUGGCUGGAAUGUCUUUUGAUGCUCACAAAAUAUUUUCUUUUAUAGCAACUCUUACUAUUCUUCCAACUGUUUGGCUUCGAGACCUCAGUUUGCUCUCCUACCUCUCAGUUGGUGGAGUGGGGGCAUCAAUUUUAGUGGUGCUUUGCUUGUUAUGGGUUGGGGUGGUCGACAGAGUUGGAUUUCAUGCUGGUGGGACGGCUCUUGACCUUGCAAACCUGUCUGUUUCAGUUGGCAUAUAUGGCUUCUGCUACUCUGGCCAUUCAGUUUUUCCAAAUAUAUAUUCGUCCAUGAAAGAACGAACACAAUUUCCUCUAGUUCUCAUAGUCAGCUUUCUGUUUUGUUGGUUUAUGUACACGGCAGUUGCAAUCUGUGGAUAUCUGAUAUUUGGGGAUUCAGUUGAAUCACAAUUCACUUUAAACAUGCCAACACAACUUGUUGCUUCCAAAAUUGCUGUCUGGACAACGAUUGUUUGCCCAAUGACGAAGUAUGCAUUGACCAUCACACCUGUUGCACUGAGUUUGGAGGAACUCUUGCCUUCAUUCAUGUUCAGAUCUCGUAGUGCAUCAAUACUCAUCAGAACAAUUUUAGUAACUUCAACUUUGGUCACUGCAAUGACAGUUCCAUUCUUUGGGAAUUUGAUGGCACUGAUGGGAUCUUUACUUGCAAUGCUAAUUACGCUUAUCUUUCCAUGCGCAUGUUAUCUCAGCAUACACCGGGGUAGAUUAACCAAAUUUGAUAUUGCUACCUGCAUAUUCACCAUGAUUAUAGGGGCAGUGAGUGCUUGUGCUGGCACAUAUUCAGCAAUUAGAAGAAUAGCUGGGCAAAUGUCCUGAUCACAGGAAAGGAAAUGGAUUUUCUUUUGCUCUUCCUCCCUUCUUUUUUCCUUUUUUUUUUUUUUUUUUUUUUUUUUUUGGGUUGUUGUUGUUGAGAUGAUUGACAUAGAUAAUAUCGUCACUAAAUUAUACCCAUACCAACACACACUAACAAUUCAUUGAGAUUCAAGCAUCAGAAAAGAAUCUGUGGCUUGAGACACUUCCAAGCAGAGUACGAAGUAAUGUAGUUUCAGAUUUUUGAAAAGGGAGCAAUUAUACCCAUACCAGGACUUGAAUUCUGAUGCCUGAAUCUUGGAACAUGAGCUUUUAGGGCGUUAUGGGCUGCUUUUAGGACUCUUUGCCAAAAUUGAUCGCAAUCUCAGUCACCUAAUUAACAAACAAAUUAAACUUUCUAAUACUAUAUAUAUGACCUUUAGUUAUGUUCUUCCUUCAUCCAAUCAAGUUCGAGCGAAUUCAGUAAUUAGAAUAUCAAAAAGGAAAGGCAAAAGUGAGAGAUGGGUCAACUUCUUAGGGCUAUUUUCCUUGCAUUGUGUGCUCUGUGGAUGACCCCCGGAUUCGGAGCUGCAAAACAUGCAGGCAUAACCAGGCACUACAAGUUU